CUUUGAAAAUAAACGGAAGAAAGUGGGAUGAUGUUGCAGUCAUAACGUCAAGUCUGUGGAACUCGCAAGCUAUUUUCUUGGUUGACCAUUAAGCAUGUUUUAAACCCUUAAGAGACUAAGAAAGCAUAGAUCGCAAGCAUGUCACCCGAACUAGAAAAGUGCGCUCGGAACCUGCUUGUAUGUGAGAAGUCUAAUUUUAGAGACGAGAGGGCUCGUUAUGAUACCCACGUGUCGAAACACUUCUUCAACUACAAGGUAUCUGUUGUCAUACCCGAGUGUGCAUCCUUGCCAGCAUCCACCAGAACAGUAAUAGACUCUUUCAGCUCCUACUAUUGUGUUCGCGACCUGCCAGCAUAUAAACUUCUCGAGAAAGACAUUCUUCAGAAAGUCGUGACGAAAGGCCAUUUCUAUGCACUGUCUUAUGGUACCAGAAUUGAUGAGGAUAACACAAUAGCGUUCCUGCCAAGUGGGCAUCUGGUCAUGUCUGUCGAUAAGGAUACCUACGAACUCCUGGGAUUGGAGGGUAAACCAUCACAGUACACCCACAGGAAGGUGCAGAGAUAUGUUGUGAAUGUUGACUUGACAGACAAGUCGAUGAGUCCAGGUUCAAAGAAAUUCCAGCGGCUAGUAACCAGUUUGAAAGAACGGGUGCCAAUUAAAUGUGACUUUUUGAUUGCCACAAAAAUGACAGCAAACGAUGAUGUCGAGUCACUGCACAGUCUAAUGUCCCAGUACAGUUAUAAAGAGUACAGUGCUGCUGUGCAGACACACACCCUGAAGGAAACACCCUGCCCCUCACUACACUCCUCUGACCUGCGUGGAAAAGAGGAGUCUUGUGACCCCCAUCGUUUCCUCGAGUGGCUUGGUGCCGUCAAUAUGGACAUCACUUGUGACAACGAGGCUUCCAGCUUCCUUUCUACGUAUGCUUGCCCAGAGCCGCGGGGUGUGAUGAGCCAGGGGUUGCUGUGCACCAUCACCGGGUUUCUGAUUCCCGAGGACAUACACGCUCUUCUGAUGGAGCUCAGGAAUUAUUUUGAUCAGCCCAAGUUCACCUCGUGGUUGUCAAUGACCGUGCAUGGCUUUGCAGACAGUCCAGUCUCCUGGGGUACUACAGAGCAUGGGUUCCUGAAGGGUGGAGAACAUUUCUACAACUUCGUCUGCUUUCAGAAUCAGGACUACUGGCUUCACAUGGCUACAGGCUCACACGAUGGUUGUCCACCCUAGUAGUGGAAGGAGAUGGUCGACUUUUUCCUCAAUUUUUUUUAACUUAUUUUUCACCUUACCAGAGGUAGCAACUACAAAUACAUUUUGUUAAACAACCAUUCAAUAAACACAUGAUGACAUGGUAUAUGAAAUAGGUUUAUUUUGAAACCUGUAUAUAUCUUAAGCACCUAAUAAUAAAAAAAACUUUACAGAUUGUA
Messenger RNA from Engraulis encrasicolus (European anchovy), 1421 nucleotides. It is a transcript of the gene rpp40, whose product is annotated as ribonuclease P/MRP 40 subunit. Gene Ontology annotation, biological process: tRNA 3'-end processing; tRNA 5'-leader removal; endonucleolytic cleavage in ITS1 to separate SSU-rRNA from 5.8S rRNA and LSU-rRNA from tricistronic rRNA transcript (SSU-rRNA, 5.8S rRNA, LSU-rRNA). Gene Ontology annotation, molecular function: ribonuclease MRP activity; ribonuclease P activity. The record is from RefSeq and is a predicted model, not a curated record. Gene Ontology annotation, cellular component: multimeric ribonuclease P complex; ribonuclease MRP complex. The transcript has 8 exons. Bases 139 to 1224 code for a protein of 361 amino acids. NCBI's taxonomy places the organism in Eukaryota, Metazoa, Chordata, Actinopteri, Clupeiformes, Engraulidae.